AUGGCUCCUAUAUAUUGCUGUAUGAUCAAUUGUUUGGGUAAUAACAAGGAAUCUAAGCAUCGCUUCCCAAAUCGCGAAGUUAGUCCUGAUUUAUUUAAUACCUGGGUGAAGUUAACAGGGAACAAAAGGCUAAUAAAGGAGAAGGCUGAUGCUUCAAAAAUAUGCAGAAAUUGCAGAGUAUGUGCAAAACAUUUCGCAGACUAUGAUUUUACCUUGAAUAGAAAAUUAAAAAAAGGUGUAAUACCUUCCAAAAAUUUACCAACAGUUUCCUUGGAUGAUGUAACAUUGGCCCAGCCAAAAAAUAAGACGGCUAAAAUUGUUCCAUUUUCGCCCUUUGAACACACGGAGACCAGUUAUAUUGAACCACAACCUUCUACAAGUAAAGAAACCCAUCAUUUUUCAAUGCCAACACCAAAAAGGAGGUUAGAAUUAUUGCUCGAAGUGGGUGUUUCAAAAUCAGCAGAGUUGUCGCCUAAAGCUCGGCUUUUAUACCGGAAAGCUUUGCAUUUAAAACGAAAGGCUGCAACGUCGGCCAAACUGCAAAUAUUCUUCAAAAAUCGUCUUAAAGUUUCCGAGAGCUUUACAAACGCCCAUAUGUUUGAAAAAGUGGUAUCCAGCAUGGACCGUAUUCGAGCUAGGUUUUUUGAAAACCAGUUGGAAAAUCUCAAUAAGAAGCCCAAGGGCAAACGUUAUUCUUUAGAAGAUAAGGUCCUGGCAUUGGCGCUAUAUAAACAAAGUGGAACUGCAUACAGAUUUUUGUCAAAGGGUUUCUCACUACCGUCUAGAAGAACGCUUAUGAAAAUAUUAAAUAGAAUACCGAUAUGCCUUCGAUUACACGAAGAGGUAUUCAGUGUUUUAAAGGUUGAAGUUAAAAAUUUUAAACAUCCAUUGGAUAAGAAUUGUAUUCUACUUUUUGACGAGAUGAGCAUACAGUGUCAUUUACAACCAAAUAUGCAAGAGGAUAGCAAUCCAAGGUUUUGAGGAUUAUGGUUUUAAGACCACCGAACAUGUUGCUAAUCAUGCUCAGGUUUUCAUGCUGAGAGGGGUUAGACGAAAGUGGAAGCAACCAAUAUAUUAUUGUUUUGCUUAUGGUAGAAUGAAAAAAUUUGAUUUGGUUGCCAUUAUUAAAAUGAUAAUAAAUAAGUGUCAUUCUGUUGGCCUG
Molecule: messenger RNA, 1162 nt
Organism: Cylas formicarius (sweet potato weevil)
Lineage: Eukaryota; Metazoa; Arthropoda; Insecta; Coleoptera; Brentidae
Exons: 4
Coding region: 1-981 (326 amino acids)
Source: RefSeq, a predicted model, not a curated record